Messenger RNA from Panicum virgatum (switchgrass), 5435 nucleotides. Its product is annotated as probable leucine-rich repeat receptor-like protein kinase At5g63930. The record is from RefSeq and is a predicted model, not a curated record. Gene Ontology annotation, biological process: protein phosphorylation. Gene Ontology annotation, molecular function: protein kinase activity; receptor serine/threonine kinase binding; ATP binding. NCBI's taxonomy places the organism in Eukaryota, Viridiplantae, Streptophyta, Magnoliopsida, Poales, Poaceae. The transcript has 4 exons.
UUGAAAGCGUGCAUGCCUGCCAUUUCCCAGCUUCCAAUUCUUUUCUCUUCUAUAGUCUUCUUCUUCCUCCCACCCCCACGUCCACCACUACCUCCUCCAGUCCUCUCCUCUCCCUCUCCACGGCGGCGCGCGUCGGACUGCACGUCCGCCCAUUCCGUUCCCCUCCCGCCCGGUGGAUGCGCCCGGGCUGGCCGCGGGCCCGUCCGAGCCUGCGGCGGCACCACCACAACCACCACCAGCGGCGGCGGCGGAGUGCGGCCACCCCGGCAUCCGCGGCGGCAGCGGGAAGCCAUCCAGCAGCCACGGCGAUGUGGGAGCGCAGAAGGUCGUAGCAAGUUGGUUUCCUUGAUUCGUGAAUCUUCGAUCAAGGAUGGAGCGCCGGGCUUUGCUCCUCGGGGUGGCCCUGGCCUUUCUGCUGGCCUCCCGCUCCCAGGGCUUGAACCAUGAAGGAUGGCUUCUCCUGGCGCUGAAGAGCCAGAUGGUCGACACCCUCCACCACCUGGAUAGCUGGGACGCGAGGGAUCCGACACCAUGCGCGUGGAGGGGCGUCAACUGCUCGUCGGCGCCAACUCCAGCGGUGGUGUCUCUAGACCUCAACAACAUGAACCUGUCGGGCACCGUCGCGCCUAGCAUUGGCGGCCUGGCUGAGCUGGCGCGGCUCGAUCUAUCCUUCAAUGGAUUCUAUGGUCCCAUCCCUGCACAGAUUGGGAAUUUGUCGAAUCUGGAGGUGCUUAACUUGUUCAACAACAACUUCAAUGGUAUAAUUCCCCCUGAGGUCGGGAAGCUAGCUAAGCUGGUCACGCUUAAUCUGUGCAACAACAAGCUCCAUGGUCCGAUACCUGAUGAGAUUGGUAACAUGGCAUCACUUCAGGACUUGGUAGGUUACAGUAAUAAUCUCACUGGUUCACUGCCUCAUUCACUCGGCAAGUUGAAGAACCUGAAAAAUAUUCGGUUAGGUCAGAAUCUUAUAUCAGGCAACAUUCCUGUUGAGAUAGGUGAAUGCCUGAACAUAACUGUAUUUGGUCUUGCACAGAACAAUUUGGAGGGUCCUUUACCUAAAGAGAUUGGUAGGUUGAGAUUGAUGACUGACUUAAUCCUAUGGGGGAACAAGCUUUCGGGUGUUAUUCCGCCUGAGAUAGGAAACUGUACAAGUCUUGGCACAAUUGCCCUCUAUGACAAUAAUCUAGUUGGUCCCAUACCUGCAACAAUUGGGAUCAUCACGAAUCUUCAGAAGCUAUACCUUUACAGGAACUCAUUAAAUGGUACAAUUCCAUCUGACAUUGGGAAUCUUUCUCUUGCACAAGAGAUUGACUUUUCAGAGAAUUUCUUAAUUGGAGGGAUACCGAAAGAGUUGGGCAACAUACCAGGCUUGUAUUUGCUCUACCUCUUCCAGAACCAGCUUACAGGCUCUAUUCCUACAGAGUUGUGUGGGCUGAGAAACUUGAGUAAACUUGAUCUAUCAAUCAAUUCACUCACUGGUCCGAUUCCAGCUGGAUUUCAGUACAUGAGAAAUCUAAUCCAAUUGCAACUUUUCAACAAUAAGCUCACAGGCAACAUACCUCCAAGGUUUGGCAUUUAUAGCCGACUUUGGGUGGUGGAUUUCUCAAACAACAGUAUUACCGGGCAGAUACCGAAAGAUCUUUGCAGGCAGUCAAACCUUAUUUUGUUGAAUUUGGGGUCUAACAUGCUUACAGGGAACAUUCCCCAUGGAAUCACAAACUGUAAACCAUUGGUGCAGCUUCGUCUUGGCAACAACAGUCUGACAGGAAGCUUCCCUACUGAUCUCUGCAAUCUGGUAAAUUUGACAACAGUUGAGCUGGGUCGAAACAAAUUUAGUGGCCCGAUUCCUCCUCAGAUAGGCAAUUGCAAGUCUCUGCAAAGGCUAGACCUUACAAAUAAUUAUUUCACGUCAGAGUUGCCUCGAGAAAUUGGUAAUUUGUCAAAACUCGUUGUCUUCAAUAUCUCAUCUAACAGACUAGGUGGAAACAUACCACUGGAAAUUUUCAAUUGUACAGUGUUGCAACGACUUGAUCUCAGCCAGAAUAGCUUUGAAGGUUCGUUGCCAAAUGAAGUUGGUAGACUGCCACAACUGGAGCUGCUAUCUUUUGCUGAUAAUAAGCUAACUGGCCAGAUACCACCCAUUCUUGGUAAACUAUCACAUUUGACAGCACUGCAGAUUGGUGGCAACCAGUUAUCUGGUGAAAUCCCAAAGGAGUUGGGCUUGCUGUCAAGCUUGCAGAUUGCCUUGAAUUUGAGCUACAACAACCUCUCUGGCAACAUUCCAUCAGAGCUUGGUAACCUUGCACUGUUGGAAAGUUUGUUUCUUAAUAACAACAAGCUGACUGGUGAAAUCCCAUCUACAUUUGCCAAUCUGUCCAGUUUGCUUGAGCUCAAUGUCUCCUACAAUUAUCUCGCUGGUGCCCUCCCGCCAAUACCACUUUUUGAUAAUAUGGCUGUGUCCUGUUUUGUUGGAAAUAAAGGACUAUGUGGUGGACAACUUGGUAGAUGUGGAUCCCAGUCAUCAUCUAGUUCCCAGUCAUCCAAUUCAGUCAGUCGCUCUUUGGGCAAGAUCAUAGCAAUUGUUGCGGCUGUCAUUGGAGGGAUUUCACUUAUUCUUAUUGCAAUAAUUGUGUACCAUAUGAGAAAACCAAUGGAGACAGUAGCACCCUUGCAAGACAAGCAACUUUUUUCAGCUGGUUCGAACAUGCAUGUUUCUCCUAAGGAUGCGUAUACAUUUCAGGAAUUGGUCACUGCUACAAAUAACUUUGAUGAGAGUUGUGUUAUUGGAAGGGGAGCUUGUGGUACGGUGUACAGAGCCAUCCUGAAGGCUGGACAGACAAUUGCAGUAAAGAAGCUUGCUUCUAACAGGGAAGGGAGCAACACGGACAACAGCUUUCGUGCAGAGAUUCUGACUCUUGGAAAGAUAAGGCAUCGUAACAUUGUGAAGCUGUACGGUUUUAUAUACCACCAAGGUUCCAACCUUCUACUCUAUGAGUACAUGUCAAGAGGCAGUCUUGGUGAGCUACUUCAUGGGCAAUCAUCAUCUUCACUUGAUUGGGAGACACGCUUCAUGAUAGCUCUUGGAGCGGCUGAAGGGCUUUCGUACUUGCAUCACGAUUGCAAGCCUCGCAUCAUCCACCGUGAUAUCAAAUCCAAUAACAUUUUACUUGAUGAGAACUUCGAAGCCCAUGUUGGUGAUUUUGGGUUGGCAAAGGUGAUCGACAUGCCAUACUCCAAGUCAAUGUCUGCAAUUGCAGGUUCAUACGGCUAUAUAGCCCCAGAAUAUGCUUAUACCAUGAAGGUUACUGAAAAAUGUGACAUAUAUAGCUAUGGAGUCGUGCUGCUGGAGCUGCUAACUGGGCGUGCACCCGUGCAACCCUUGGAACAGGGAGGUGAUCUGGUAACAUGGGUGAAAAACUACAUCAGGGACAAUUCUUUGGGUCCAGGGAUACUUGAUAAAAAUUUGGAUUUAGAAGACCAAAGCGUCGUCGAUCAUAUGAUCGAGGUCUUGAAAAUUGCCUUGUUAUGUACUAGCUUGUCUCCAUACGAGAGACCACCGAUGCGGCAUGUUGUAGUUAUGCUAAGCGAGUCUAAAGAUAGGACCAGGGUGAGCUCUGCCUCCUCACCUAAAAAGUUGGCAAUGGACGGUGACUUUCCAACAGAUUGGCGCGUCAGCCUUUCGUCACAGCUUCAGAGCACAAGCGGCGGCAUCAGUCGGCAGUCGCCGGCGGCUCAGCUGAGUGCUCGAGACCUCGAGUCCACUCCACCCACCCACGCAGCCAACUGAUCAGCGCCUCCAUCCAUCGCCAUGGCGGCGGAGGAGAAGGUAAGCCCACACGUCAUCCUCUUCCCUUUCCUGGCGCACGGCCACGUCCCCGCCUUCCUCCGCCUGGCCGGCCUCCGCGCGCGCCGUCCGGGGCUCGAUGUCACUCUCGUCUCCACCCGGGGCGUCCUCAGCUCCCUCUCCCUCCCGCCGGCGUCCCCUCCCCUGCGCCUCCACGCGCUCCCCUUCUCGCCCGCCGACCACGGCCUGCCCCCGGGCGCCGAGUCCCUCGCCGACAUCCAGGUUCACCAGUUCAUCAUCUUCUUCCAGGCCUCCGAGUCGCUCCGCCCCGCGUUCGAGGAGUUCCUCACGGGCCUCGGUUCCCGUCCCCCGGUCUGCAUCGUCUCCGACGCCUUCUUCGGGUGGACGGCCGACGUCGCGCGCGCGCGGGGCGCGCCCCACGCCGUGUUCCUCCCGGGCGGCGCGUUCGGCAACGCCGUGUUCUUCUCAGCGUGGGAGCACCUCCCGCACGCCCGCACGGUCGCCGACGAGUUCCCGCUGCAGGACUUCCCGGGCGUCGUGCUCCACCGCACGCAGAUCCCGAGGUACAUGCUCCCGGCGACGGGGGCGGACCCCGGGACGGCCUUCUUCCGGCGCGCCAUCGCCUUCUGCCUCCAGACCGACACGGUCCUCGUCAACACCGUCCGGGAACUGGAACCCUCCGACCUCGACAUGCUCCGAAGAAGCCUCGGCGUCCAGCCGUGGCCGAUCGGGCCGGUCCUCGCGGCGCCGGCCCUGUCGGACUCGCGGGGCGACGCCAGCAUCAUCCGGUGGCUGGACGCGCACCCGCCGCGCUCGGUGCUGUACAUAUCCUUCGGGUCGCAGAACAGCAUCAACGCGGAUCAGAUGAGGGAGCUCGCGCUGGGGCUGGAGGCAAGCGGCCGCCGCUUCCUCUGGGCGCUCCGGCCGCCGCUGGGGUCCGACGCGAAGGGCGCGUUCGAUCCCGAGUGGCUCCCGGCCGGCUUCGAAGAGCGAGCGGCGCGGGCGAGCGCGGGGCUGGUGGUGCGCGGGUGGGCGCCGCAGGCGCGGGUCCUGGCGCACCCGUCGACGGGCGCGUUCCUGACCCACUGCGGGUGGAACUCCGUCCUCGAGAGCCUCUCCCGCGGCGUGCCGCUGCUGGGGUGGCCGCUGGGCGCCGAGCAGUUCUUCAACGCGAAGCUCGUGGCCGAGUGGGGCGUCUGCGUGGAGGUGGCGAGGGGCAACUUGGAGAGCUCGGCGGUGGAGAAGGAGAAGGUGGCGGAGGCCGUGCGGACGGUGAUGGGUGAGAAUGCGACGGGCGAGGAGAUGAGGAGGAAGGCGGCGGCGAUCGCGCGCGCCAUGGCGGCCGCGUGGGAGGCGCCGGGCGGGUCGGCGGCGGAGAGCUUGGAAGGGUUCCUGAGGUGCGUCGAGGCGUCCGUGCGCUGAGAUGCCCCGCUUUGAGAUUGGUGCGCGCGUGGAAAGCCGUGGGCAAUUGUUGCGUCGGGUUUGGAAUUUGGAUGGACGCGUAGUCUGAAGGCACCUGACGAGGCCUGCGAGAAAUUCAGAAGGACAUCAGCAGGUUACCAUCCAAAACAAAUGUGUAAUCUCUGAUUUCUAAUUUUUCAAAAAAGGUCUCUGAUUUCUCGACUGCAAA